UGCAGUUUUUUUCUACCCACUUUAAACCUUCAGGUUCUAAGUAUCAGGAAAGACAAGAAAUGCUGGGUGAAAACAGCAGACCAAAAGUUCUUAGUAAAGUGCAGCCAGGGAGACUCAGCCUCGGAUGGAGGUGAAAAGAGCUGCUAGAGUCUGCUUACCUCUAAGUCUUUUGGGAGACUGAGUUUUCGUUGUUAGUUUAUCAAAUUCAGAGAUGGAUUGCACUGGUCACACAAAGGCCAGAGCAAUCCCAGCAUCAAUAUAGUGACAGACAGUUCUGAAAAAACAAAGUGUUAAUGUACUCAGAGUACUUUUAAUAAAGAAGGGAGAGUCCAGCAUAGAACUUAUCCUCAUCUUCACCUAACUGCAAAAUCAAAAGUUAAGAAAUAGCAUCUAAGGGCACUUUUAGACCCAGAGAUGGCUCUAAAUGACUGUUUCGUUCUGAACUUGGAAGUGGACUAUUGCAUACACUACAACAUCUCCAAUCACAGUACGGAUCUCCCCAUGAACGAAGACCGGUUCUACCCCGGGAUCCUCUAUGUCAUCCCUGCAAUUUAUGGGGUGAUCAUUCUGAUAGGCCUCAUUGGCAACAUUACUCUGAUCAAGAUCUUCUGCACAGUCAAGUCCAUGCGAAACGUGCCGAACCUGUUCAUCUCCAGUCUGGCUUUGGGAGACCUGCUCCUCCUCGUAACGUGUGCUCCCGUGGAUGCCAGCAGGUACCUGGCUGACCGAUGGUUGUUUGGCAGGAUUGGCUGCAAGCUGAUCCCCUUCAUACAGCUUACCUCGGUGGGGGUGUCUGUCUUCACACUCACGGCGCUCUCGGCCGACAGGUACAAAGCCAUUGUCCGGCCAAUGGAUAUCCAGGCAUCUCACGCCUUGAUGAAGAUCUGCCUCAAAGCUGCCUUGAUAUGGGUGGUGUCCAUGCUGCUGGCCAUCCCAGAGGCUGUGUUUUCCGACCUCCAUCCCUUCCAUGAGGAAAGCACCAACCAGACCUUCAUUAGCUGUGCCCCGUAUCCACACUCGAAUGAGCUGCACCCCAAAAUCCACUCCAUGGCCUCUUUCUUGGUCUUCUACAUCAUCCCACUGUCAAUCAUCUCUGUCUAUUACUACUUCAUUGCCAAAAAUUUGAUCCAGAGUGCUUACAAUCUUCCUGUGGAAGGGAAUAUCCAUGUCAGGAAGCAGAUCGAAUCCCGGAAACGACUUGCCAAGACAGUCCUGGUGUUUGUGGGCCUCUUUGCCUUCUGCUGGCUCCCCAACCAUGUCAUCUACCUGUACCGCUCCUACCACUACUCUAAGGUGGAUACUUCCAUGCUCCACUUUGUCACCAGCAUCUGUGCCCGCCUCUUGGCCUUCACCAACUCCUGUGUGAACCCCUUUGCCCUCUACCUGCUGAGCAAGAGUUUCAGGAAACAGUUCAACACCCAGCUCCUCUGUUGCCGGCCUGGCCUGAUGACCCGAUCCCACAGCACGGGCAGAAGUACCACUUGCAUGACCUCCUUCAAGAGCACCAACCCCUCUGUGGCCACCUUCAGCCUUAUCAACGGGAACAUCUGCCAUGAGGGGUAUGUUUAGACUGACCCUUGACCUUGCCCUCCUUGGGACUCCUGAUUUUGCCUUAUUGCUGGUCAGGAACCCUCAAGUCUGUUUAAGUAUACCUUCCAAAGAUGCUUAACAAGGCUUAUGAGUGGUGUAGGUAGCUGGGGGAGAGGCCCAAACGGAUCGUUAUUAGUUUCUAACUAAAGCCAUUGAGGUUUACAGUUUUCCAUUUCAACCUGUGACUGUUUCUUCUGAUGUAAAGAAAACCUUUCAUUUUCUAGAAAGGUAAGAAACAGGAAACUAUUAUUUUAAGUAUCAAGCCCUGAUAUACAGGUAAGACCAAUUAAAUCAUAGAAACUAUAUGAAGAGCCAGAUUUAGAUAGCAGAGAAAUCAUACACUGAGUGUCUACCUUGUGAAAUACUUUACCUUGUCCUUUUCCUUCUUUAAGCAGAAGCUAGUAAUUUAAAUACAUGCCUUGACUCCUUUUCUCAAGAACAUCUAUAAUACACAAACCAAGGAGCAAGUUUUCUUGACACUCUUAACAUGAAUACUUAAUCCUCCAUGUAUGAGGGACAGUCUCCAAACUGAUAGGGCUGAAAGUCAGUUUAAAAUAAAACAAACGCCUCAAAUUUAGAAGAUGUUACUGAGGACAUAGGGGAAACACUCAAUACAUACUUUAAGGUCAAAUACAAGCAAAAAUUAAGAUCCUUGUGUGGCUAUGGAGUAGUAUGUCUCCCUUUAAACUCUCACUGGAUGGAAAUCCUGAUUGCUGUUAUACAAUUUUAAUUGUCCAUGGUGCAAUUUUACCAUAGAGAACUCUUGGGGAGAAAAAAAAAAUCAUACUAUCAAUUUGUGAAAUAUUUAUACAUGCUCAAUAUGAGUAUACCAUACAUAUAUAAAUAUUUAUACAUGCUCAAUACUCAUUGAGUAUUCAAUACUUUCAAUAGUAUUCAUAGCUUCAAUACUCAUUGAGCAUGUAUAAAUAUUUCUAUAUGUAUGGUAGUUGUUUUUGGUAUACACAUUUUGCACCAAGUGCUUUUACUUCAACUUGGCUGUCUUAGUCUCAACAUUCCUGCAGUUGUUUCAGUGUAAGAAGGAAUCAUAUCUGUUUACAUUUAACAUGUGCUUCCCCCAAAGUUUGUGGGAGGGAAUGAAUACAAUUUCAGUAACACAUAUUUCUGUCCCAAUUACUCACAGGGAAUUUGCAAAGGGCUUAACGUUAUAAACUGAUAGAAAAACACCCACACAGAAUUUAAAAAAUAUCCCACAGAGCGAAAAAGACUGGACUGAAAUCAUUUUCUUACUUCAAGUGAGUAAAAUUGGCUCUGAAAAGAUUUGACCAUCUUAUUUUAAAAACCUUGAACCCGGUUUUUCUUUUCUUUUCUUUUUCUUUCUUUCUUUCUUUUUUUUUUUUUUUUUUUUGACAGGCAGAGUUAGACAGUGAGAGCGAGAGAGACAGAGAGAAAGAUCUUCCCUCUGUUGGUUCACUCCCCAAAUGGCCUCUACCACCAGAGCUACGCUGAUCCGAAGCCAGGAGCCAGGUGCUUCUCCUGGUCUCCCAUGCGGGUGCAGGGGCCCAAGCACUUGGGCCAUCCUCCACUGCCUUCCUGGGCCACAGCAGAAAGCUGGACUGGAAGAGGAGCAACCGGGACAGAAUCUGGUGCCCCAACUGGGACUAGAACCCGGUGUGCCGGCGCCGCAGAGGAUUAGCCAAGUAAGCUGCAGCGCCGGCCCAAACCCAGUUUUUCUUGAGUUGAAGGCCAAUUCUGACAGACUGCAAACAUGUUAACCCACUUCAAUAAAUCUGAAUGCUACAAAUGUGCCGUAAUGUGUAUCCCUUUUAGCCUAAGACCAUUUUAAGUCAAUUUUUCUCCAGGUGAAACAGAAAAACUCAGCUCUCUUGCACAUGGCACAUAUGAAAAGAUUUUUGUCUCUUGAUUCCAGGAAGUGCUGUCUACAGAGCUUCAGGAGUUAGCGCCAAAGCAGUUGUAAAGAUCUGUGUUUACUGUUGUAUUAGCUGGAGCUAAGCCUCUUUGCUUCUGCUUGCUACACACUCUUAUGUAUGCUGCACACCUGCUUUCCUGGUAGUCCAUACUUACAUUGCACAGUCUGAAAAGCCAGGCAAAUAGUGUAGUCAAAGGAACCAAGGUUCCUCACUUGACAUCCCAACUUUGCCUUUUGCUUUAUUACCUUGGCUAUCAAUUUCCCUUCUCUAGACUCGCUUUUUUCAUCUCCAGGAUGAGAAGACAGCACUAACAGCCCCUUGAUUGCUAAAAUUCCCUGAGCUUCCUCAUCAACUUUAGUUCCAUCCCUAAAGCAUUUAUGUGGCCCAUUUUCUCAGCUACCCACUUUUGCUACCUUUGCAACAACUUCUGCUGCCUUUGAAAAUCUUUCACCCACUUUUCUAUACUCAUGUUCCUAUGUGCGGCAUGAAAUGACAUUAAUUCUUCUGUUGCUUCUUUUGGAAUAAUUUUCGUGAAUGAUAUUCCAUGAGCUUGCUAUGUUUGGGAAUUACAGCUACAAGAGACAUAGGAAAACAUAUUGCUCAAUUUCCUCAUUAUACAAACAGUGCUCUCCCUAUUUACCCUUCUUCAAACUCCAGACCCCUGUUAUCUUGAGCUACUGUUCCACAAAUUUGCCCUUGGCUUUCUUCAAAGCCCCUGAAUGUAAUUCUGCAUAAUCUUCCUCGAGCAGUUUGGGAGUAGGGCUCUUCAGGUCUGUUUCAGUUAACUUUGUGGCAUAGUGGUCUGCUUCCAAGCUUCUGGACAAAGAGCCUGAGGUCUAGGUAGAGCUGUGUGUUCUCAUGCAAAUCUUGCUAGCUCUUUGAGAUUCUAAAUAGAAGAGCUGGAGGAGGCCUCCGCCCUGCCUUACUCAAACACUGGUGAAACUAGCUUGCAAAUCAACUAAUGGGUUGACUCAGGCCUCCUCACUAGAAAGGAGUUGGGGCACUGUUCUAGAAAAGUCAAAUGUUUAUUCCACCUCAGUAACCCAAAACCACGUGAGAGAGAUGCAAGCCCCCUCGUGGGGUUGGAGCUGAGACAUCUUAUGCCUGGCUUCUAAAGAUAAUCACGUUUAGCGCUUAUGUUUUUGGCAAGGGAAAAAAAAUCAAUUUUUGCUGUGGAAAACCAUCUGUGUUUAUUCAAUUGACAGACACUACCUUUCAAUCUAUCUUAAAUUGAGCCUCCCUGAGGCAGGCAGCUCAACAGUGAUAGAUUAAGCAAUAAACAAAGCCGCCUUCCCACCAACGACUGCUGCUGGCAAGGAAGGUGCAGCUGCUGCUGGGAGUAAUAUUCCACAGCAAGAUGAUCCUCCCUGCAAAGCACAAGGCCCCUCCCUGGUGUAGAUUUUAUGAUUCCCCAUAAAUGCAGGGGGCAAAUCCUGUUCCUCUGGCGGCUCUACUUGCCCACUGAACCUGGCCUUCUGCCUCAUUAACAAGCUCUGGAUUUCCCUCUUCACCCCACAAACAAUUUGGUUUCAUCUUGGAGGAUGGAGAACCCUGAGGUAAAUAAACUGUUUAAAGGCUGCUGCAGAUGAACCAAGCUCAUGUUGCUAUGAAAAUGCACACUGAAUAGAAAUAAAUGGACUUGACUGUAGCACAUGGACACACUUGGGUUGUAAAGUCCUCCUUUAUGCCAAAAGAAGCAGUUGGUUAUUGGUUUCAGCCUCUUUUCCGCACAUCAAAUGGCCUCUGGCAAUAGAGAUUAGCUUUGUUUGGGGACUACACAUUGAAUGGCAUCCUUAUCUGUGGACUAAAGGCUGGCUAAAUCACUUUUUUCCAGAAGUGAGACAGAAACAGUUGCCCUGGGAAGCUGACUAUAUGAGAGUUGAAUAACAUCCCUGUGUAUCCCGGGGAGAUGGGAGGGCUGUAAACUUGCCUGCCAUUUCUGCCCUUCACACCCACACUAGGAGGGAGCUGUUGUUAGAGAGUAGAUGAUUAGUCCUGGGCUUCUGGGAGGCAUGGAGCACAUUUUGCAAAUGUGUCUAAUUUUCGGUUGCAUUUUUAUGAAGUGGAUUAACAGCUGAAAACAAAGGAAUCCUUCACUCCCGUGGAAUCAAGCUUUGGGUGCGCUAAUCAACGAAAUGAAGCCUUCACAAGCUCAACUUCAUUCUGUACCUAAAUGGUCAUUUCUCUCAGCCCCUACCUGGAACCCUUCCAACGACUUGAUAUCGAGUAUUCUCUUUCUAUAAUUUUGACCUUCAAAGACAUCCUUUGUUAGGUGAGGGGGGAUGGGGACAAGCAUUAACUGCAGCUGAAUAAACCCAGAGCAAUCAACGAACAGCACACUGACAACAGACUUCUCUUCUGUGAAACCUCAUAUUGGAAGUGUAUUCAGUGUAAUUCAUCUACAUUUUUUUUAAAUUCAGUGUUGCACAUAUAUUAAAUUUAAGAGCCCUUGGGUUAGAGUAUUGGGUGGCCAUGAUUAAUUUUUAAAGUACUUUGCAUUUACCAAGUGUUCAUGGUCAAUAAAGCACUUUUAUAGUCAUUACCUCAUCUAAUCCAAGCCUAUCCUGCUGGCCAAAGAGCUGCUUUAUAUCCUCUAUUAUGGAAAUUUAAAAAUACUAAAUUCACUUAACUAAUGGCCAUCUACCAUUAGAUUAAAAGGCCCAUGGCACCAUGAGGCUGAAACAUGAAACUGUCAAUAUUGGAUCAUAUAUGACUUACACAAAGGCGAUUUCAUCUGGUUCAACUUAAUCUGAUUUCAUUUUGUUCUGACAUGAAUUAACCAUGGUUCAUUCUCAUGGUCUGUUCUGUGACACUGAAGAACAAUGCCAAUCAUCACUUCCCCGGUUUGUAGGAUAUCCUGUUACCCCCAAAGUGAGUGUUUAACUUGGCACUAGGGAGUAAACAGGAUCACUGAGCCCCAGGAGAGCCGUAUUAGAGAGGACAACAUUCCAUGUCACAAUGAAGGGGGAGGCUAAGACAAGAAGCCAUGAUCAUGGGGAGCAAAUCAUAGGCCAUGAAUACACUGUUUUUGUCUAAAACCUGAAUGUAGUCUUGUGGCCCUGGCAGUGCUGGGUAGGAAAGGCUGGGUUUCACCAAUGAUGUGCCAAAUGCAGUGCUAAGCACAUAAAGCCUUGGCUCAGACAAUUACUUAGUGAUCCUAAGAUCACAUAAGACAGCUGAAUAGCAGAAUGUAAAUAUGGACCUGGAUCUCUCUUAAGUCCACGCGCAUUUCACUGCUAAGCAUGCCUUCCCAAAUCCAACCUGUGUUGAGAAACAAAGUUCAUAGCACCUAACAGAAAGCUUCAUUCCUUUCUCUAGAAUUUGUCCAAAAUCUGAACGAGUGAUGACGUCAAACAAUUUUCCCAAAGAACAUCAAAGCACACGAGUUAAGGACCUAUUGAGGGCAGAGGCUAAGAGUGAGCGAGCACAGAGUGAGUGAGCAGGGAAGUCCCUUAGUUCCAGUUGCCUGCACCCUUAUUCCUACCCCCAUGCACAGACACAAUUUAGCUGGAAUUAGAAGCCCCAGGAAGAAUUUCCCACUUGGUUCUGUAACUCAUUGAAGAGAGAAAAAAUUUGGUGAAAGACCAAGUCAGGUUUGGAAAUUUAUAUUCAUUAAAUAAAAGUUAAAAAAAAAAAAGAAAAAAAAAAGACCAAGUCAGGGAGACAACCCAAGAGAGAACAGUCAAUCUAGGCAUCCUCCUUUUAAUCAAGAUUAGUCAGGGAAAAAAGUGUCAGGAAGAAAUGGAACCAUGUACACCUCCCACUUCUCUCACAAAAUGGUAAGAUAUGAUCAUGGAUGAUUUCCUGGGGUCCUGGGGUCCAGGCUGCAUGGGUAGACUCAAGUAGAAAAAUAUUUCCUGGACUAAGGGGUCAGGGAAGGAGCUAAAGUACAGACUUGGGGAUCUGAGUGCAUAGUCCUAGGUGCUCUGCUAAACACAGACAUCACUGACUCUCUGCCCUCUCGGAACUCACACAAUUCUAGAAAAUACUAUUUACUCCCUCCUCCCCCAUUUAAAAUUCACUCUCACAGUCAUAUAAUGACAUGAAAGGACUCUCAUAAUUUUAUGAUCUUUUAACAGAAACAUUUUAACACACAGCAAAGCCUCAUUCAUCCAAGACCUCAUUAGCUCCCAGACAAGCUGGACUAUUUUGGUAGAACUCAGGACUUUCAACGUUUAAGGCACAUUAUAUAAUCUGGGCCUGUUGUGAUUCCAAAUUUUUUAUCACUUUGUUUUGAUUUUAGCUACUGACAUUGACAACACACGUACAACAUUAAGAAAGGAAGACUGAUUUUCUUUAAAGUUUUUUUUCCGUAAUCUGGACUUUAUUGAUUCAAGCAUGAUCAUUUUUUUUGCAUUCAGGUCAGCAGGGUUUUGGGUAAUGAAAUUUGUUGAAACAGUCAAUUCAGGGAGUUGUAAAAAAGUACAAGGCACAAACUUUCAUGUCAUUUUAUGUUUUGUUUUAAAUAUUACUCAUAUUUUGUAAAUUGUAAUUGUACUUGUUAUUAUUAACUAUAAAUAUUUAUUGCAUUGAAAAAUGUACUCUGUGUUAAAUAACUCAGAACAAAUUCCAGAUUUGGUAUUUAGAGUAAAUAAUGUCACGGCUUGACUCUGCCUAGACUCCUUGGACAAAUGAAUUAUUUACUGGAAAUUCACAAUAUUAAUAUGAAUGAUUUAGAUCCUCUUAAAAGUUCAGACUCAACUGUGUGACCAUGUGAAGCUCUAUAAAGUGUGCUCUUUGAUUGAAUUUUAUUUUUUCAAGAACUGCUUUCACUGCUUUUAUCACAUUGUAUGUGAUCUGUAUGACAUUAAGUCAAAUCCAGUGUAAUAAGCUGAAUGUUCAAGUUGUAGAAGAGGUGAGUUUCAUUCCUUAAUAUAAUAAAGCAUAACAUAUGAAAUGGACAGAUGCAUGUAUCCAAUGUUCAAUAAAAAAUCACUGUUGCACAAAUGCA
Molecule: messenger RNA, 8430 nt
Organism: Oryctolagus cuniculus (rabbit)
Lineage: Eukaryota; Metazoa; Chordata; Mammalia; Lagomorpha; Leporidae
Gene: GRPR
Product: gastrin releasing peptide receptor
Biological process (GO): G protein-coupled receptor signaling pathway
Cellular component (GO): plasma membrane
Molecular function (GO): neuropeptide receptor activity
Source: RefSeq, a predicted model, not a curated record